Messenger RNA from Tetrahymena thermophila SB210, 2067 nucleotides. RefSeq lists its product as hypothetical. NCBI's taxonomy places the organism in Eukaryota, Ciliophora, Oligohymenophorea, Hymenostomatida, Tetrahymenidae. The transcript is spliced from 3 exons. The record is from RefSeq and is a predicted model, not a curated record.
AUGAACCCAAAGUUUUAAUCUUAAAGCUUUAUUAAAAGUGAUAAGAUAUAAGUACCCUUUGAUAAUGAUUUAGUUGGGUUUUAGUUUAUGUAUAAUUUCUCAAUGAGCUUAGAUUAAUAUUAACAAUCUUUAAAUCAGACAUAUUUAAUUUAUAUUGUUUAAUUUUAUUAUUAAGACCCUAAAAAUAAUAUUUUCAUUACUACUAAUCUCAAUACAUUUUAAUGCACUUCACCUUAAUUAGAAGGUUUUAUAUGUAUUGAUUUUUCUAGUGUAAUGAAUUAUACUUUUUUGCUUGAUAAUAGUAAUAAUAAUCAAGUUUAUUCUUCUAUUUUCAUUAGUAUGUAUGGCUGCAAUGACCAAGACUAGACAAAAACAACUGUACCUAAUAACUGCCCAGCCCAAUCUGAUAUUGAUAGUAUUGUAGAUGGAGGUGAAGCAUAUUUUUAGCUGAAACUUAAAUCUUAGUAAUACAAUACAAAUUCAAAAACAAUGCAAACUAAUUACAGAAAUAUAUAUAAUUAUUUAGGCUCUGAAUUAUUUGUACUUAAUUCUAUUAGCGCGUAAAAAUAAGAGACGAAUGUAGACUCAGGUCUUCUUUUUUAGUAGAGAUAAAGUUACUCUUCUCCUAUUUAAUAUACUCUAGCAACUUAAAGUUUUGGUAGAGUUAAAGCAUUAGCCACAGGAGUAGGCCCAUAUAGUAAAUAAAUAAUACUAAUGGAUGAAAUUGUUUAAGAAUUUCAAAUUUAAUAUCCAACAAUUACAGAAAUUUUAGCACUUAUAAAUGCUCUUGCUGGAUUAAUAGUUGUAUUUAGAAUUGUGGGUAAAUUUUACAGUUAAAAGUUAAUAAAAUAAGAUUUCUUUAUGCUAAUGUUUCAAAAUCUUUAUUAAGAUAACUAUAGAAAAGUCAUAAUGCAUAAUAAUCUUAUUAAAAAAUUGGAAAAUAAUUCAUGUUUUAUUACAGAAAAAACUGAAAAAGAAGAAGAUGUAGAUGAAGCCUAAGAAAAUACUAUUAAAAAAGACAUUAUUGUGCCUGAUUUUCCUACGAAACUUAGAGAUUAUGUAGAAAAAAGCUAGUCUCUUUCUAUAAAUAAUAACAAUAACAAUAGUUAAUUUCGCUUAAAAUUUAAUAAUUAAUUCAAUGAAGAGAACGAAAAAAUAGAUAGCUAGAAAUUAAAUUUAAAAUUAAAAAAUUAGAGUAGUUUUGAUAAUAUUCAUUUGUUAAAUAGUGAAAUAAACUCUCCAAAAGCAGAAUUUAUAAACAAAAAAUGUAUUUUUGUUCAAACUGAAAGAAGUUAGUAAAAGGAAUAAUAUGAUCAAGAUAUAAUCAAAAAUAGCUAAAUUAAUGAUAAUUGCUUUGAUAAUAAAUAAAAAAAUUAACUAUCUAAUUAUUAAAAUAAAAUUAAAUUAAAAAAUAUGUUUUACAGUUAACAAAUGAGAUCAAGCCCAAAAAAUAAUAAUUAGUAGAAAGGUACCAAUGCUUUCUAAAAUAGGCCCUAAUUUCAUACAAAAUAAUCUAUUAAUACAAUUAAUAGAGAAUCUAUCUAAUAAAGUCCAACUUAAGGAUAAAAAAAAGAGAUGUUGAAAGAAUCUACCUUUUAAAAUCUCUAAAAUAUUUAAGACAAUAGUUUUAAAUAAACCAUUAAAAAAACCAUUUUUAAAUUCAAGUAAUUUAAAUCAAAAAUAUUUUAUCAGUAGAGAGGGAUAGAUUGUGAUUUUAUAGAGUACAUUUAGAAAGAGGUCAAUAAAAGCUUAGACAUUUAUGAUUUAUACAAAGACAUUAUUUUUUUGAAAAAGGCUAUUAUGAUGAUAUUAAGUGAAGAGCAAUUAGCAGCUAUAUAAUUUAUAACUCUCACUGAAUAAUUUUAAAGUUUAGAUAAAAUAUCUAAUAUGAACGAUCAAUAAUUAAAUAAUAUAAGGUUAAAUUAUUUUGAGAAGCAGAUUUGCAUCUAAAAUUCCUAAUUAUUGCAAGAAUAAUAUCUAAAAAAAUUUUUAAAAAAACAGUAAUAAGAAAUAUAACAACAAGAUAGUCUAGAUUAAAGAAUAAUUUCUUCAUUAGUAAAAUAUUGA